CGCCCCCUCCCCUCCCCUUCCGCGCCGCCGCGAUGCCCCCCCCUGCGCCCGGGGCCCGGCUCCGGCUCCUCGCCGCCGCCGCCCUGGCCGGUCUGGCCGUCAUCAGCCGAGGGCUGCUGUCCCAGAGCCUGGAAUUCAGCUCACCUGCGGACAACUACACUGUGUGUGAAGGUGACAACGCCACCCUCAGCUGCUUCAUUGAUGAGCAUGUGACCAGAGUGGCCUGGCUGAACCGCUCCAACAUCCUGUAUGCAGGAAAUGACCGCUGGACCAGUGACCCCCGAGUGCGGCUGCUCAUCAACACCCCUGAAGAGUUCUCAAUCCUCAUCACCCAGGUGGGGCUUGGUGAUGAGGGCCUCUACACCUGCUCCUUCCAGACCCGCCACCAGCCCUACACCACUCAGGUCUACCUCAUCGUGCAUGUCCCUGCCCGCAUUGUGAACAUCUCCUCGCCUGUGGCGGUCAAUGAAGGGGGCAAUGUGAACCUUCUCUGCCUGGCUGUGGGAAGGCCAGAGCCCACUGUCACCUGGAGACAGCUCCGAGACGGCUUCACCUCAGAGGGCGAGAUUCUAGAAAUCUCCGACAUCCAGAGAGGCCAGGCCGGGGAAUACGAAUGCAUUACUCACAACGGGGUGAAUUCGGCGCCUGACAGCCGCCGUGUGCUGGUCACAGUGAAUUAUCCCCCGACUAUCACCGACGUGACCAGCGCACGAACCGCCCUGGGCCGGGCGGCCCUCCUGCGUUGCGAAGCCAUGGCUGUGCCGCCUGCAGAUUUCCAGUGGUACAAGGAUGACAGGCUGCUAAGCAGCGGCUCGGCGGAGGGUCUCAAAGUGCAGACGGAGCGCACCCGCUCCAUGCUUCUCUUCGCCAACGUGAGCGCUAGGCACUAUGGCAACUACACCUGUCGAGCAGCCAACCGACUUGGAGCGUCCAGCGCCUCCAUGCGGCUCCUGCGCCCAGGAUCCCUGGAGAACUCUGCUCCGAGGCCCCCGGGGCCCCUGACCCUCCUCUCCGCCCUGGGCUGGCUGUGGUGGAGAAUGUAGACACCACCCAGUACAGCGCACCUCCCCCUGCAGGGGGCCUCAGGCCAGGAGCAAGA
Alexandromys fortis (reed vole) is the source of this 1099-nucleotide messenger RNA. It is a transcript of the gene Iglon5, whose product is annotated as IgLON family member 5. NCBI's taxonomy places the organism in Eukaryota, Metazoa, Chordata, Mammalia, Rodentia, Cricetidae. The record is from RefSeq and is a predicted model, not a curated record. The transcript has 8 exons. Bases 33 to 1043 code for a protein of 336 amino acids.